Messenger RNA from Colletotrichum higginsianum IMI 349063, 828 nucleotides. Its product is annotated as Methyltransferase type 11. Lineage: Eukaryota; Fungi; Ascomycota; Sordariomycetes; Glomerellales; Glomerellaceae. The coding region runs from base 1 to 828 and encodes 275 amino acids. The transcript has a single exon. Gene Ontology annotation, molecular function: S-adenosylmethionine-dependent methyltransferase activity. The record is from RefSeq and is a predicted model, not a curated record.
AUGGUCGACACAACGAAGCCCCUGGCUCACUUCGACGACUCGGCGCAGUCGUACGAGAAGAACACGGGCGGCUGCACCCGAGAACUCGCCGAGCGCAUCCUGCCCUUCCUCGACGACGUCACCGCCGACUCCGUCGUCCUGGACAACGCGUGCGGCAGCGGCAUCGUCACGGACGUGCUCCUCCGGCACUUCUCCGCCGCGCCGCCGCCCCGGAUCUUCGCCACCGACGGCGCCCCGAAAAUGGUCGAGCUCGUGCGGGGCAGGUUCUCGGGCGACGAGGGCGUCACGGCCGCCGUGAUGCCCGGCGAGGCCCUCGACGUCGCGGACGCCACGUUCACACACUCGGUCACGAGCCUGGGACUCAUGUUCUUCGCCGACCCGGCCAAGGGUGCCGCGGAGAUAUACCGCACGCUGAAGCCCGGCGGCACCGCCGUCGUGACGGGGUGGGAGGAGCUCGGGUACGUCCCGAUCGUCCGCGAGGUUCAGCGGGAGAUCCGGCCCGCGGACGAGCCGUUCAGCUACCCGAUCGGCGCCGACUGGUUCGACCCGGCGCACACCGAGCGGGUCAUGCGAGCAGCCGGGUUCGAGGACGUGGAGAUGAGAAGUGAGCUGGUCUACUGGGCCGACAAGACUGCGGAGGAGGUCGUGUCUUUUAUCGCAGAGAUGUUUGGAUCGAUUGCGUUCAAAGACUGGGACGACGCGGAGAAGAAGAGGGCGGAGGGUGUUUUGACGCAGGUUGUAAAAGGAUCGACCGUGGAUAUCGAGAGAGACGGGGCGAAGUGGGUGGGAAUCAAGAUGAAGGCCAUCGUAGCGGUUUGCAGGAAGUAG